UCCCUUUCCCCUGUGAGAAGCAGGGACCUUGCAGGAGGGACCAUGGAGCACGGCAGCAGCCGCUUGGAGGAUUUCCCUCUCAAUGUGUUUUCGGUCACUCCUUACACACCCAGUACCGCUGACAUCCAGGUGUCCGACGACGACAAGGCGGGGGCCACCUUACUCUUCUCAGGCAUCUUUCUGGGACUAGUGGGGAUCACGUUCACCGUCAUGGGCUGGAUCAAAUACCAAGGCGUCUCCCAUUUUGAAUGGACCCAGCUCCUUGGGCCCAUCCUGCUGUCAGUCGGGGUGACGUUCGUCCUCAUUGCUGUGUGCAAAUUCAAAAUGCUCUCUUGCCAGCUGUGCAAAGAAAGUGAGGAAAGGGUCCUGGACUCGGAACAGACAUCAGGAGGACAAUCCUUUGUAUUCACCGGCAUCAACCAACCCAUCACCUUCCACGGGGCCACUGUGGUGCAGUAUAUCCCUCCUCCUUACAGUUCUCAGGAGCCGAUGGGGAUGAACACCUCCUACCUGCAGCCUGUGGUGAACCCCUGUGGUCUCAUACCCUCUGGAGGAGCAACUGCCACCAUGCCAAGUCCCCCUCAGUACUACACCAUCUACCCUCAAGACAAUGCUGCGUUUGUGCAGGGCGAGGACUGCCCUUCUUUCGUGGAUGGUGGAAAUGACAGACGCAGCCCUGACGCUGACCAGCUAGAAGACACACAGCUGGAAGGGGACUGUGCACGCUUCUCACCUCCACCCUAUGAGGAAAUAUACACUCUCUCCCGCUAG
This is a messenger RNA of Urocitellus parryii (Arctic ground squirrel), 771 nucleotides long. It is a transcript of the gene Tmem174, whose product is annotated as transmembrane protein 174. Lineage: Eukaryota; Metazoa; Chordata; Mammalia; Rodentia; Sciuridae. The record is from RefSeq and is a predicted model, not a curated record.